GUUUAAAAAAGCAACGUAACUGCGUCUUGUUGCAGACGAUAAUCUUAUGUAGUUUUUAAGUGUUGUUGUAAUGUGAUCGCUUGAAUCUUGAAAAUUGAGAUGAAAGAAUUUACCGAAAAAGACUUAACGUGACAGUAACUAAUCGGAAGGUUGGUUACAAGCUCUCUGUGGUUAAUACUGAAUUUAUUUGCUAAUCUUCGUUUACUUUGCCCUCGGUAUUUAUUUUAUCUGAGUUGUCAGUUUUCGAAACGCGGAGUGGAAACAGCUUCAUUGCUGUAUUCGCCUGGAGGCCGGAAAAUAAGUUAUGGAAAAUGUGUGAGCUUAACCGGUUAAAAUGUGGGCGGGUGAGACAAAAUUAAAAUAAUAAAAUACGCAGUAAGUCCUUUGGAGAACUGUAUGAUAAACUUGGGAUUCUUCACGUUUCAAAGGGUCUUUAGUGGUGUAGGGUGGGGAAUCUUUAGGAAGUGUUGGUACUGGCAGCGUAAUCUAGAGAGGUGUGUUUGAAAAUGAGUUUCCUACUAGUUAGGUUUGACCGUUGCCAAAUGAUAGUGGUUUAAAUGGGUGUCCAUAAUUGAAAAUAAGAUGUCGUGUCUCUAACGGCUUCCUUUCAGAUCGGGACCUCUUCUAAAUUUGAAAUGUCGCUGAUGACAGUUAAUUAUUCUUGUCCUGAGCAAGAUUUGAUCCACUUUUAGCAACGGUUAUUGAACUCGCAAUUGGACGGCCAUGUGGUGCAGUGGUUAGCGUUGCUCUGUUUAAAUCCUGCCCCGCACACAGUCAAUACGAAUGUGAGGGCGUGGAUGAAGGAUGCAGACGAUUAAAUGUGUGGUUGUUGGGGAUGGUGCAGUGGGGAAGACUUGCCUGCUAAUUUCCUAUACAACAAAUGCCUUCCCAGAGGAAUAUAUACCCACUGUUUUUGAUAAUUAUAGUGCGCAGAUGACAGUAGAUGGACGCACAGUCAGCCUCAACUUGUGGGACACAGCAGGUCAGGAAGAGUAUGACCGCUUGCGCACACUCUCCUAUCCGCAGACCAAUGUUUUCAUCAUCUGCUUCUCCAUUGGAAGUCCAUCUUCACAAGCCAAUGUUCGACAUAAGUGGCAUCCAGAGGUGUCGCACCACUGUCCAAAUGUUCCAAUUCUCCUUGUGGGAACCAAACGGGAUCUGCGGAACGAUUCUGAAACCAUCAAGAAAUUGAAGGAGCAGAGUCUUGCACCCACUACAAAUCAGCAAGGGUCUUCCCUGGCAAAACAGAUUGGUGCAGUGAAAUACUUGGAAUGCUCAGCUUUACUGCAAGAAGGUGUGCGAGAGGUGUUUGCAGAAGCCGUACGUGCUGUACUUUAUCCUGUAACUAAGAAGAAUCAAAAGAAAUGCGUAUUGUUGUAGUUAGGUAGACUUAAUGGGCUCUGGAUCAGCUGUGCUAUGUCCAUGCUGGUGAUCAUUGUCAUUUCUUUCUCUUGAGUUCAAUCAUUAUCUUUUAUUUAAUUUACAUCAGGUUCAGAAGAGUCCACUUGCUUUUUCUGUUUUCUAUUAGUAAUAAAAAAGAAGCACUCAAUUUGCUGUCUUUCUCUGGAAUAUUUAAUGUUUUUGUUCCCAUUUUUGAAACCAUCUUCAGUUUUCUGGACUUUGCCAUCGCUGAGCUAUGCAUUUUGUCCAAGUCAAAAGAAAUGACUACCCUUUGGGAAUUCAUGUUAUUUUGCCAAAAAGACAGAAACCCUGCACCUUUUGCUGGAAUUUACCAAAUCUCUGCAAAGAAAAAAAUGACUGACAUCAGUUUUUGUAAUAUUUAGGAAAAGUUUGUGUUGACUGUAACAAAAGAAAGGCAUAUAUGGAUCAGUGCAAAAAUAUUUGCUUGAUAAUAUUACUUAAAUUGUUAGAAUGUUUAUUAAGCUUGAAAUAAUAGUCCCAGGCAUCUAAAUAUUACAAUUACAUGCUUACAUAAAAGUAUGGACUACAGUAUUGGAAAUGGCAUCCUUUUCAGUGCCUUAUAAUUCAUCUUAACAAUAUAAAUCAUGAUUAUAAGACUUAACAUUUUAGUUUUAUCUUUUUUUAGUCAACUUGAUAUUCUAAAAGUACUAUUGCUAAGUACUGAAUAUUUGAUACCAGUAAGAGUAUGGCAACAGUUGACUGCUUUGCUGACCAGUAACAAGCCAGUAUCUACUGUUGUAUAUCUGUUUUUGCCAACAUUCCUUCAAACCUCCAUGUCGGACAAGGAUUUUUUGACAUUAGACAGCCAUUCUUUCUUUUAUUGUGCAUCUUAUACUUGCUCAACCACUUACCACCUCCAAACCUCUUCCUCCAGCCUGCACAUUGGCUUUGGGAUAUUUCCUAUACCUACCCCAACCCUUACUAUAGCAGUGAAAUAUUCAUUUGGUAUUCUCUUUUAAAUUGAAAUUAAUCUGGAAGUAUAUUGAAUUAUAAACUGAAGUAUCAGUUUGGUAUUUUAUUAAAAUGUGCACAACUUUUAUCUGACCUGAUUUUUUUUUUUUUUAUUGCAUUUUUCAGUGAUGAAUUAAUCUUUUUUCAAACCUCAGGGCUGAACUGUCAAGGUGUAACAUAUUCAUUAAUUUGACUUACUGGAUUACUGACUAAGGACUGAGAAAUGCUUUACUCUCACAAGUAUCAGCUUUGUUUUCAGGUUUGUUUUUUUUUUUUUUUGUGUAUGCCAUUGCUAAAAAUGUCCACAUUGUCGUGAGUGGUGGCAUUAUCAUUUAUUUUUAUUAUAAUGCUAGAUAUUUGGUGAAUAAACAUUUUUACAAUGUUUAUUCACUAAUAUUCAGUUUUUGUUAUGUACCAAGAUCACUCAGUCACUGGAGCAGGACAAAAGAAACAAGUUAUGGACCCGAGUGCUGGGCUUUGGCUCCUGAGUUCUCAGCAUUAACAUUCACGUGCAUGCAUCAGAUGCAGUGUAGAAUAUAUAGAUUUUGCCCAUUAAAGGAAGUUUUUGUUUAACCAAUAGAUACCUGAAAAUUAGCUGGAUUACACAGUGCCUUUUCUUAAUAUGUCUUACCUUAUAUACAUAAUAGUCCGAGUUGAUCAUAUUGUUUUCAUGCAGACUUGAAGUAAUCCACUUUCUGUUAUGUUCAUAAAUUAGGAAAAUGUUCUGUUGGU
Messenger RNA from Polypterus senegalus (gray bichir), 3105 nucleotides. RefSeq names its product rho-related GTP-binding protein RhoG-like. Gene Ontology annotation, biological process: establishment or maintenance of cell polarity; regulation of cell shape; cortical cytoskeleton organization. The transcript is spliced from 2 exons. NCBI's taxonomy places the organism in Eukaryota, Metazoa, Chordata, Cladistia, Polypteriformes, Polypteridae. The coding region runs from base 805 to 1380 and encodes 191 amino acids. The record is from RefSeq and is a predicted model, not a curated record. Gene Ontology annotation, molecular function: protein kinase binding; GTPase activity; GTP binding. Gene Ontology annotation, cellular component: cytoskeleton; cell cortex; plasma membrane.